Bemisia tabaci is the source of this 4088-nucleotide messenger RNA. RefSeq names its product HMG box-containing protein 1. Gene Ontology annotation, molecular function: DNA-binding transcription factor activity, RNA polymerase II-specific; RNA polymerase II cis-regulatory region sequence-specific DNA binding. Gene Ontology annotation, biological process: regulation of transcription by RNA polymerase II. The record is from RefSeq and is a predicted model, not a curated record. Gene Ontology annotation, cellular component: nucleus. NCBI's taxonomy places the organism in Eukaryota, Metazoa, Arthropoda, Insecta, Hemiptera, Aleyrodidae.
GAACACUGCCCCGGAUUGUAUCGCUGCACUUAUAGCUACAAAGAUUUUUAAUCUUAAUUCUGGCUCUUAGCCUGCCAUGCAUGGAUUGUUUCCACAAUGGAACCGUUCGUUUCCGUAGCAUAACAGAUUGCCUCCACAACUAAACGGAUUUACACCCAAUAAUUAAGUCAUCUCGUUUGAGGAAGCAUGAUUUUCCGACCUUGUACUCCAAACAAAAAUAUAACUGAAUCUGGGCAUGCCUUCUAACGCCAGGAUGUAAGAGUGUUACAAAGUAUAGGAGGACCGUACAUCGUAACGGAUGAUAGUGGAAGGGGUUGUCUUCUCAUGUGCAGGUUAUUUGCCUUGUCCUCAUCUAGGAAAACUAUAGUACCCUUGUAUAAUCUGUAAGCAGAGAUGACUGAACACCAAGCUGCCAGUAUUUCCAAACCCAGCUGCAACAUGGUGGAAGAACCCAAGGAUCUCACAUUGAAGACUGCUGUUAAUAAAAAAUUGAGGCCAAUCCCUCCGCCGCUGAACCUGUCUCAGAGUAGUACAUCAGAUGUUCCUUCACCAGCCUCGGCAAAUUUAGCUAGUCCAAAAAAUUCAUUUGCUCAAAAAAGCUUGCCAUUUCGAAAAAGAGCUCACAGCACAUCUGAUUCUCCUCCUCAAUCUCAAGCGCAACCUCCACAAGUAAAGCUUCAGAAUGUGCUGACACCAUCAUGGACUAUUCCUGCAUCAUUCCAAACCCUAUUUGAGUCCACUCCAAGCCCCAUGGACUUUCGUCUGCAAGAUGUUGUUCCGUACCCAAACUUUGAUCAGCGCCUAGCUCUCUCAACUUCAGUUCUUUUGAGUCCUGCCCCAUCUUCCGUCGGGAGCAGUAGGGAAGAGUUGCUCCUUGAAUCAGUGCGAGUUCCUUCAUUGUCUCAUUACUAUCCACAGCAGAUCUUCCCCGUUUGGCAUUGCUUCAUCUCAGGUACGAAAAUCAAGCUGCCAGCCAAAGCAGGAGAAAGCAAUUUGAACAAUGAUGACUGGCGCCUAGUUGAUGACUUACCGCACUCCAAACUGCGACCAGACUGGCCUGGGAAACUCACUGUCGAACAGAUCUUCAUUAUCAAGAAUGACUGGAAAAAGGUUGAGGAUGGUUGGAAGAAGGUUGAAGAAGGAUCAACGUUUGACUUCCGAAUUAAGUUCAGUUGCCCUGAUGGUGAACUUGAAGCUCUCUGUCUCGGAUCUCAGAUGUUCUUCACGACUGACAAUAUAUGGUGCUGUUUAAGUGUAGACAGGUUGCGUGGCAAUAGUCGAUUGCUCCAGGUAGGCGACAUCUGUUUGCCGCCAUCUAUGAUACAACCAGCUCAACUUCUCCUAUCCUCUCUGGAUGUUAGUGAGCGUUUGUACUUUCCAUUUGUUCCUGCCUCACCAGAUAUAUGUGAUCGAAUGCAACGUUUCAGCUUUCCAAACUGUGCGGACGAGCCAUUGCCGAUGCUUUCUCCUCCCACUACACCAACGAGAGGAACCCAAGCAGUUCCUGACAAAGCGAAGAGACCGAUGAACGCUUUCAUGCUGUUUGCCAAACGCUAUCGUUUAGAACUAAUUCAGUCAAAUCCUAGCAAAGAUAACAGAGCAAUCAGUGUUCUUUUGGGUGAGGCCUGGCGGCAACUACCACAAGCAGAAAAGGAUGUUUAUAUCAAUGAAGCGAGAUCUUUGGCUCAUCACCAGAAACUGCUUCAUCCGGAUUGCUGGAAGCGAAAAAGAUCUCAUUCCACGAGUUGAUGAGGUUCCUAUGGUGAAGCUCGUCAAGAUGAAUUUAGACAGAAUAAGCCAAGCACAAUACAAGCGAACAUCAGUCGAAGUUCUUGGAAUCAACAAGCAGUUUCCCUCUAUUUUUCUCAGUAUUUUACUAUUUUCUAUCUCUGAUCAUCUGCGAAUUUUAUUGUGCCUUAUGUUUAUUUUUUUAUAAUAUUAUUAAUUAUUUUAUCAUGAGAUAAUUGACAUUUUAUUUUUACUGUACAUGUUCAAUUUAGAUUUGUUGAAUUUUUACUAUUAUCAACUCUAUUUUUAGCGACUCUCGACAGUCUUUUUCCGAUUUUUUAUUUUAUAUGGUGCUCAUCAUCAAUUGGUUUGCUUCAAAAUCAGGUGCGAGGGAUUGCCCUUCAAUUUCUCAAAUUAAAUUGGGAAGUAGAUUUGGUCUCGGACGAAUUUUUUGCUUCCUAAACACUGCGGCAGGCAACCUGUUAAAAAAUUGAAACACUAAUGCAGUCUAUCCACUCAGUUAUGGCAUCUCAUGAAAAAUGAAGCUGAUACAUUGUAACAUGACCCAAGAAAAUAUACUUCAAAGAUUUAUUAAUGCUUGAUACCACAAUUUAUGAAGAAUCAUCGAGUCUUUCGGGUACUUAUUUUCAGGGUUUUUCAAAAUCUUCAUUUACAAUGAUAACCUACAGCUCAAUUCUUACUGAUCAUGAUUUUUAGUAAGUGACCUAUAGUUAGCCUAUGUUUCAGUCAUGUGUUGAUGUAUCUACUGAACAAAGCUGUAUUCUUUUUCCCAAGCUGAAAUAUUUUUUUGUGAUGCCAGUUUUGGUGCAUCUGCAUUAACGCCAACUUCAGUCCAUAUUUAGCUCGGAUUUGGAAGGUUCCUUCGAGAAUUUUAUAGUGCCAUUAUUUGAAAUGAAAUCUCUGAAAAAAUUAUCAAGGCCAUUAUGUUUUAUUUUAUUUUAUUUUAUUUUUUUUUUUUUUUUUUUUUUUUUUUUUUUUUUUUUUUUAGGAUAAUCAAGAAAACAUUUAAACUCAAAGACCUGUUUAAACUACUCAUAGAAUUUGUAUCGAUUUCAGAAAACCACUCAUGACUGUAUGAUGUGAUAUCCAUACUUGACCGUCCAUAGGAGAAGGAACGUAAUAGUAAAAAGCUCUGUAAUUGAGGUACUACUAUGUCAGGGAUAAAUGCUCUUUGCUAAGUAAUAAUGGAACAUUUGGCAUUAGUAGAUCGUUCAGAAAGACAUCCUAAUCAUGAAGGCAAUCAUAAUCUACCUUCAAAGAGAACUGAUAAUUGCUGGCUCAGAUUAACAAUAUGGGGAGAAAACUGUGUGUAUAGAAAAAAGUUACAAGGAAGGUUUUGAAUGAGGCUUGAAAAUUUUUCGUAAAGUGCUUCAUUUUUUUUUAUUCUUGAGGAUGCAUGACCAUGUCAAGAUGUUGAACCUAAUUAAAGUUUCAACAGUUUGAAGUUAGCAUUUUUGUGUUUAAUAGCGUGCAGUUUGAAGGGAAAGCUGUACAAUGUCACAACUUUAUUCUUCAGGACACUAGAAAGCACUUUCCACAGAUACCUUGGGAAUUCUCAACUCAAGUUAAAGAAAUUUGCUCUGCUGAAAAACUGGCUUCCAUGCCUCAAUAACUCCCUUUCCUUUGGGCGGUCCACACAUCAUGCGUUGACUACGAUUUAAAGCUUGCAUGUCCCAUUAAUGACCAAAAUUUGAAUUUUUGUUUUUAUUUGAUUAAGAAGUGCCCCCCUUCCCAGGUCAUCAUGCAGGUUUACACUGGGCAGUUACUUUGUAGGCCCAGCGCUUUGUUCUGCAAUAUUUUUACGAGUGGAAUCAUAUUUCACAUCUUAAUUUGUUUCGGAUAUCUUUAUGUAUACGUUAAUGUGUGUAGAGUCAAUGACCUUGGUUGUCCCAGAUACCUGAAAUCGGAGAAUGAGACGGAUCUUGGUAAAAUCUUUUUUGAAUGAACAUCUUCAGGUCUUAUUAUUGUUCUAAUGCAUUUGUCUUUUUGCUUAAAAUUCUACUUAGCUGAUGAUGGAUGAUAUGUAUGAAAAUACAUAUAUGUGAUACGAAAAGUUGGAAAGAAUCCUAAACACAGCGCUGUCAAAAACCUUUACUCAUGCAUGACAAUGUAUGUUUUUUUCCUCCAUUCGCUGAUUUUUUAUUUUAGAUUAAGAUGAGAAAGAGACCUAGGAGAAACUUCAAGUAGGGUUUUAAAGUUUUCCCACUACUCUUCUCAAAUUUUUAAUUUUUUAUUAUUUCGGAUAUUUAAAAGAAUGAUCCACACAAUGAAUCAUAGACAAGGUAUGAAUUAAAUCACUGCGCUGUAUAUUUUCUUCUUCUCAAAAUUUCACAAGGAAA